This is a messenger RNA of Pochonia chlamydosporia 170, 261 nucleotides long. RefSeq lists its product as hypothetical. The transcript has a single exon. The coding region runs from base 1 to 261 and encodes 86 amino acids. NCBI's taxonomy places the organism in Eukaryota, Fungi, Ascomycota, Sordariomycetes, Hypocreales, Clavicipitaceae. The record is from RefSeq and is a predicted model, not a curated record.
AUGGCGUACAUGAUACUGUCUGCUGGGGGUGAAUGUUCUGGUUGUUUGAAACGGCAGACUGAGUUGGUGGUGUGUGCUGUCGUGGACGGGUGGCGAGCGUGCUUAUUGGUGGGUGUGGUGGAAGUUGUUGUACAAACGGUGUGUUUUGAAAGAGUUCAAUGUGAUUCACGGUUGGGCGUGAGAGAUGGCGGUUUGGGUCUGUGGUGGAAUAGAGGAGUUGAAGGUUUGGGUGUGAGUUCUGCUGUUUGGGGAGAUGGGUGA